This is a messenger RNA of Heterocephalus glaber (naked mole-rat), 1382 nucleotides long. RefSeq names its product biphenyl hydrolase like (gene Bphl). The record is from RefSeq and is a predicted model, not a curated record. NCBI's taxonomy places the organism in Eukaryota, Metazoa, Chordata, Mammalia, Rodentia, Bathyergidae. Gene Ontology annotation, molecular function: serine hydrolase activity.
GAGGAGAGCCAUCCUAGGGUCCCGCUCGUGCGCGUUCCCAGCGACCGGGUAUGGCGGCCGGCGUGUGGCGAGGAGGCGGGUCGCGACUGCGGCUACUCUCCUCGCUCAUGAAGCCGGGGAUCCCCGUCCCCUGGGCCCAGCUAGCGGCCGCGUUCAGCACCUCAGUAAGUUCUGGCAAAGUAGCUGUGAAUGGUGUUCACCUGCAUUACCAGCGGACCGGAGAGGGCGAGCACCCAGUCCUGCUGCUUCCUGGGAUGCUGGGAAGUGGAGAGACAGAUUUUGGACCCCAACUUAAAAGCCUCAGCAAGAAGCUCUUCACCGUGGUUGCCUGGGACCCUCGAGGAUAUGGGCAUUCCAGGCCCCCAGACCGAGAUUUCCCGGUGGACUUUUAUGAACGAGAUGCAAAAGAUGCGGUGGAUUUGAUGAAGGCGCUGAACUUUAAGAAGGUCUCCCUGCUGGGGUGGAGUGGCGGCGGCCUGACCGCGCUCAUCGCUGCUGCCAAAUACCCGGCCCACAUCAGCAAGAUGGUGAUUUGGGGGGCAAUCGCCUACAUUACUGAUGAGGAUCAAAGGAUCUAUGAGGGUAUCCGAGAUGUUUCUAAAUGGAGUGAGAAGGCGAGGAAGCCUCUAGAAGCCCUGUAUGGGUAUGACUACUUUGCCAAAACCUGUGCAAAGUGGGUGGAUGGCAUGCAACAGUUUAAACAUCUAGAUGGUAACAUCUGUCGGCACCUGCUGCCCCAGGUCCAGUGCCCCACGCUCAUUGUGCACGGAGAGAAGGACCCUCUGGUCCCACGUUUUCAUGCUGACUUCCUGCACAAGCACGUGCGAGGGUCACAGGACCUCCAAAUGAUGCCAACAGUCUGUCUUCCUUUUAUAUCCCCCUCCCCAUGGCUGAGUUGCCAGAGGCCUGGCCAGCAUCUUGCAAAGACAGCUCCCCUCCUCACAAGUCCUCCCUGGUCCCACUGAGGUUCUGAGAGCCGCCACUCUGGGUUGCAUCUGAUGCCAGAAGGGAAACACAACCUGCAUUUACGUUUUGCAAAUGAGUUCAACAAGUUAGCAGAAGACUUCCUGCAGUGAAAGCGGCUCUAAGAACUCGUGUCUCGGUGCAUCCUGCUUGGAGCUCGAUCAUGUUGCUUCCAGCUACAGUGUCCUUGAGCUGCCUUCCCUACAUCACAGCUGCAUGCAAUUGCAUUUCCAGGUUCCUAAUCCCUCCCUACAGUGUGACCCUAAUCAUGAUGCCGUGAAGACAGCCUCGGGCCUUCACAGCUUACAAAGCCGAAUCUGAUCUCGUAGCAUUGAGUUUCUAUCAUUGUCUAAAAAAAUAAAUUGCUACCGUAAUGUCUUUCCAAAUAAAACUUAGGUGACACAUUUGUAGUGUUCAUA